AAGCAAUUGCGAAAAUUUAUACAUUUUAUUAUACCAAUAUUAAAAAAGAAUUACGUUUUUAUAGUAGUGAAUUGUUAGAAUGUGACUUGAAAGACAGUGUAAAUGGAUCUAUAAUUAAUCUAAGUCAAUUAGAAAUUAUUGAUCAAAACUUUAGUGAAGAAUUUGAGCAUAUUUCUGAAUCUUGCCAACUACAACUAGACAAUAUUAAUGGUACAAAUUUAUCAAUUGAGGAAGCUGUCGAUAUUUCAAAAGUAGCUUCAGAAGAAAAAUUAGAACCAAUUUCUUUAAAUACUACAGGUUUUUGUAUAAUUAAAGAUCAGAUACAUUGUGAAGAAGGUGUAGUUCGACAAUGGGCAUUUAUAUGUGUUUAUAAUCAGAAUUAUGACUCAAAUUUGAAGAAAGAUACUGGUUUGAAAAAGGUGGGGUGCCCUUUUUUAAUUAAUGCUUCUUUUUCUAAAAUUAAUAACCCAGAGGUGUUGGUGUUUAUUAACAAGAUGAAAGACAAACAUAACCAUAAAUUAGAUAGGUCAAUGAUUGAAUUUGAAGAAUCUAAAAAAUUUACAAAUGAAAUAUUAGAAGACAUUAAGUUUAUGACAGUGUUAUGCAAGUUUGAUAUGACUGUACAAAGAAAAUUUUUAGAAAAUAAAUAUUCCUUACAACCUAUUUUUCCAAAGGAUCUUUAUGCUGCCAUUAACAAAUUUUGCCUAACACAUAAAACAUUGUCAAAUGAUGUAGCACAAGUCUUAAAUUGGCUUGAUCAUCAUAAGAAGAUUGAUUCUCAGUGGUUUGUAGUAUGUGGAUAUAGUAUGGCACUAUCAUUGUUUGUAGGAUUUAAUAAAGAUCGUCGCAAUAUCUUGCUUGCUCAAGGUCUUAUAGCUGAUGAAACUAUUAACUUUCAUGUGUGGAUUUUUAACAAGUUAUUAGAAGUGACUGGUAUAUAUCCAGCAACUUAUUGGUCUACUGAAGCGUUUGUUGAGGAAAAUAUUAAUGAGCAGUCAGAUUCUGGUGAAAAAUAUUCUGGAAGGGAUGACCACCUGGUAGUAAAAGAAUUAUAUCCUUAUAUGAAGGUUGUGGGCCUAAAGUUAAAAUCAAAUAUCAAUGCAAAUGUAAAAAAUGUGGAAAUGCAGGCCAUUAUCAAAAAAAUUGCAAAGUAA
Messenger RNA from Racocetra fulgida, 1154 nucleotides. NCBI's taxonomy places the organism in Eukaryota, Fungi, Glomeromycota, Glomeromycetes, Diversisporales, Gigasporaceae. The record is from the annotation of a GenBank genome assembly.